Penicillium salamii is the source of this 2382-nucleotide messenger RNA. Lineage: Eukaryota; Fungi; Ascomycota; Eurotiomycetes; Eurotiales; Aspergillaceae. The record is from the annotation of a GenBank genome assembly.
AUGCAGUCUCAUCUCACGAGACGGGUCUUUCGCGCAUUGAUCAACAACGAACCACUCCGGUUCUCACAAUGUCAACGAACUCGCCUUAUGCAUACGAUUACCCCCAUGCGGGUGCGUCCGACAGUGCCCGGCCUCUCUUAUACCUCGCGACGCAACCUCUUCGCCUUCACAAUGGGUCAAGACCCUGAUCGGCGACCCAGCACUCUGCCCUCCGAGAAAGGCCUACAGCCAAUGGCAGAUUUAUUGAGGUCUCUCAAGGAUAGAAGCCGAGCACCUCCAAGCUACCUUCUUGCAAAGGCCUUUCAAACAUUUUUCACGACGCGGCUUGAAACUCCUGGGGUGAUUACUCACUUUCAUGCUCGUACCUUGAUUGUCACGUGGAAACACCUCAGGGCCCUGCAAGAUGAUUUGGAUGAACAAGAUUGGCAGAAUAUCUUCUCGACUGAAAACCUGGAAAAGAUUUUACAGGUUCUCUCCGAGUGUGAAUGUGUUCCGGAGGCCCGUGAGGCCGUGGUACGUCUCGCCCGGUUCGCAUAUCAAGAACUCAAUCUUGAUCACGGAUUUGGUCCGAACAAAAUCAGCCGACCGGCUCUCUCCCUUUACAUAAAUAUUCUGGCUAUGAACGGCAAUCCCGAGGAUGCUAGGCAUACAGUGCUCAAAUUCUGGAGCUCAAUGAGCAAAUCAAAACCGUCGCCAUGGCUCACUGUUCUCAAAGGGUUUGCCAUGAACAAUGAUCUGCGACAAGUUCGCAAGGUUGUUGAUGAAUGGGGAGUCCACGGCAACACAUUUGACCAGCAGUCUCACCAGGAGAUUAUCGAAUUCCUCAUCGAGCACAACCAGCUUAACGCUGUUCAGCUUGUCUAUGCCUGCCCAAUUGCUGGCGGCAUGGAACCAUCUUUAGCUACCAAAACGGCAGUCAUUGAAUACUGCAUUUUGAAAUCGAAUACGGACGCCGCAGCAGAAGUAUUCGAUUCCAUUCACAACGAGCCUAGCGGUGAUGUUGCUGGUAUCAGUCUGCUUUGGGGAGCGGCAAUGGGCGACAAUGCUUCUGCUAUUGCGCAAAAGGUUGAAGCGUGGAACUUGAAGUCCCCUGGUGUCAAAGAUUCCAUUACAAUUGACAUGGUCAACAAGCUUCUUCGAUAUGCUAACGCGAAGCAAAACCCGCAGUUGGCUUCGGACUUCAUGUCCCUGGUGGCUCAAUGGGGGCUCACACCGAAUCACCAAACUCACAUGCUGCAAUUGGAGUCUCGCAUUCAGGCAGGUGAUGUCGAACAAACUUUGAGACUCCUCGAAGACAACGUUGACUCUGCCUCCCUUGCCGGUGAUCAUCUACCACUUGCCAAUAAGCUCAUCACGAUGCUCUGUCGAUCCGAGGAAAAAGAUGGCCUAUUCCAUCAGAUCUCGUCUCUUCUCGAUCCACUCUUUGAAGACAAUGUCCGGUUAGAGCCUGAAACCGUUGCCGCCCUGACACAUCUGCUUCUCUACCGUAAUGAUCUGGAUGCCGUCUCAGAGUUGCUUCGCCCACGACUGGGCACAUAUGAGGACAACCAGAAAGCGCCCAUCCGCGAUGCGGUCACAUCUUUCAUUUUGGACAUGAGCCAGUCUGACACGGACGCGUGGAACGUGUACGAAUUCUUGAAGGUUGCAUUCCCAUACACGGGGGUCGCAAUCCGCACCAAAAUCAUGUCCGCGUUCUUCGAGCGCCAGCGCAGUGAUCUUGCUGUUUUGGUCUUUGGACAUAUGCGUCAGGCUGAUGAAUUCAGCCGUCGUCCCAAACCCGACACUUACGCCCGUUGUUUCCAAGGCCUGGCUCGCACGGCUGAUGCCACUAAUUUGAAACUCGUGCACAACAUGUUGAAGCUGGAUAUCGAAGUGGAUCUCAACACGCGGAUUCUCAAUGGCUUGAUGAUGGCAUAUGCCUCAUGCGAAAUGCCAGAGCAGAGUAUGGCGAUCUUCCGCCAGAUCCUUCUGUCUGAUGAAGGUCCCUCACAAAAGACAAUCACGCUCUUCUUCAAGGCCUGUGAGAAGCACCACAAUGGUGCCCAGGAGGCGAUGAAGUUGAUGGCAAAGGUCAAGAAACUGGAGAUUACCCUUGAUCGUCCUCUGUACUCGGCCUAUAUGGAGGCACUAGCAGCGCAGUGCGAGUUUGAACUCGCCACCGAUGCUAUUAACAACAUGCAAUCCGAGAUUGGGCUUCCCCCCACCAGCAACACAAUCGGACUGUUCUACAACGCCAUCCCGUACCAGUACUGGAAAGACGAGGUCGAGAAGUGGGCAAGUGAGAAAUAUCCCGAACAUUGGCAGCACUUGUUGACGAUGAAUCGCACCGAGCACGAGGAAGGACCCAAGUUUGAUGGCAUCUCAAAUGAUGUUACUGUGUAA